This is a messenger RNA of Selaginella moellendorffii, 1834 nucleotides long. Its product is annotated as RNA-binding protein 39. NCBI's taxonomy places the organism in Eukaryota, Viridiplantae, Streptophyta, Lycopodiopsida, Selaginellales, Selaginellaceae. Bases 74 to 1672 code for a protein of 532 amino acids. Gene Ontology annotation, molecular function: RNA binding. The transcript is spliced from 12 exons. Gene Ontology annotation, cellular component: nucleus. The record is from RefSeq and is a predicted model, not a curated record. Gene Ontology annotation, biological process: mRNA processing.
UCGAAAUUUCUAGGGUUCUUGAAGUAGGAUGAGCUAUCCGGCACCGGCACAGGAGGAAAUCUAGAGCGCGGAGAUGGAUUUCGACGAGUACGAGUACCUGGAGAAGACGGUUGAGAGCGCCGCUGCCGCCGGUGCUACAGCCGGGGCAAAUGGCGAGGGCGCCAAGGCGGUGGCGGCGGCGGAGGACGAUGGGCACAAGAGCGAACACCGCAGUAGCAAGCGCUCGCGGGGGGACGAGGAGCGCGAUAGGGAUAAGGGCGAUCGAGAGAAGCGGUCGCGCCGGGAACACAGGAGCUCCAGGUAUGAGCGGGAGAAGGAUAGAGAUCGAGGGCGCGGCGACGACAAGGAGAAAUCCGAGAGGGAUAGGGACCGGGAUAGGGACAAAGAAAGGUCUCGGAGUAGAAGGGAUGACAGGGAUAAAGACUCGCGACGCCACAGCCGAGAUAAAGAGAAGGAGGAGAGGGCAAGCUCCAAGGACAGGGAGAAAGAUAAGGACUUUCGGAAGUCUCGAGAGAGGCGAGACAGGAAGGAAGAAUCAGCACCAGCGGAGUCUGAGCCUGAUCCCGAAAGAGAUCAGCGAACAGUCUUUGCUUGGCAGAUUUGUCUCAAAGCGGACGAGAAGCACGUCUACGAUUUUUUCUCCAAAGCCGGAAAGGUCCGGGAUGUGCGUCUCAUCAUGGAUCGGAAUUCUCGAAGAUCUAAGGGUGUUGGGUAUAUCGAGUUCUACGAUGCCAUGUCUGUUCCGCUGGCCCUCCAAUUAAACAACCAGCCGCUGCUUGGUCAAAAUGUGAUGGUAAAACCGUCCGAAGCUGAAAAGAAUUUGGUUCACUCAGCUAGUGGUGGAUCAGCCGCGGGAGCUUUCAAUGGCCCUUAUUCCGGUGGUGCUCGGCGUUUGUACGUUGGAAAUCUACAUGUGAAUAUCACUGAGGACCAGCUCCGGCAGGUUUUCGAGCCUUUCGGCGUCAUCGAGCUGGUUCAACUCCCGCUGGACCAAGAAACAGGGCUUUGUAAAGGGUACGGCUUUGUGCAGUAUAGCAAACUUGAGGAUGCGCGAGCUGCUCAACAAGGACUGAAUGGAAUUUUGGAGCUUGCUGGACGAGCCAUCAAGGUAUCUGCUGUUACCGAUCAACAAACUGGACAAGACAUCGGCACUACGCAAAAUGAUCUUGAUGACGAUGAGGGAGGUGGAUUGGCUUUGAAUGCUCGGUCCAGGGCUCUACUUAUGCAAAAGCUUGACCGCAGUGGUGGUGUUGGGGCGCCCGCUUCUCUUCAGCCUCAGGCCCCCAUGGCUGUACCACCCGUAUACGGUGGUAUAGGUUCUGCAUUGUCGAUGCAAAAUGGAUCGGUGCUUCCGGAGGAGCCAAUAGGACCACCUAGCGAAUGCUUACUUUUGAAGAACAUGUUUGAUCCAGCCACAGAGACUGAUCCAGAGUUUGAUAUCGAUAUUAAAAACGACGUGCAGGAUGAAUGCUCAAAGUUUGGUCCCGUGAAACAUAUCAGCGUCGACAAGUACAGUCAGGGGCACGUCUACGUAAGAUUCGGUACAGCAAUCGAUGCUUUGGCCGCGCAGCUAAACUUGAACAAACGAUGGUUCGCUGGGAAAACGAUUCGGGCGACAUUCAUGAAUGUGCAAGUCUACGAAGAGAAGUUCCCGGAGAGCAAGCAGCUCUAGCGGGUGUGCUUAUUUUGCUGAUUGAUAAAAAGAUAAAAAGAAAAAUGUAGUGGAGGGUUUACUCCUCCUAAUGGUUUUUACUUUACAGAGAGUGAUCUGUUAUUGGUCUUAUUACCUUUGAUUCUCUGUUAAUAUCAGAAGAUAUCGCGCUAAGCAAAGUAA